CGCGAUGAAGUGAUGCACUUAGUUCUUUUUUCUCUAGUUUCGCUACUGAUCUCACUUAUAGCUAGUUAGAAUGGAUUGUUGAAGACGCUAAAAUAUGUUAAUUUUCCUCCACCAACUGCAAUUCGGCCAGACUCUUCCUCCCACCGUUUUCUUCAGUAAAAGCAAACUCCCCGCCCCCUCCCUGUCUGCAGUUUGCACUCACCCACAGUACCCUUGCUACUUAAUUAUCGCCUCUUUUGUUAGUUAAUUUGCACAAGAAUUUCCCCUCCUGUUGUUCAUGCUCUUGAAUUCCUUUACAGCGUUUUUAUCUAAAUUCUUCCUUACCUGCAUUUCCUCCUCCUCCAACAUUUAUACUCUUCAAUUCCUUCCCAAGCACACCACUCUCCUUCUGCCUUCUGAUCCAAGACCCAUUUGGUUUGGUUCAAUCCUUCUUCCUGCAAGAAGAUCUGACACGGAAGGGAAAUCCACAAGAAUUGUUGUGCAAUGAGGCCGGACACGCGGCUUGAAUCGGCGGUGUUCCAGCUCACCCCCACCCGCACCAGGUGUGAUUUAGUUGUGGUAACAGAUGGACGGAAGGAGAAGAUAGCCUCCGGUUUGCUGAACCCAUUCAUCGCACAUCUGAAGGUUGCACAAGAACAGAUUGCCAAGGGAGGCUAUUCGAUCACGCUUGAGCCACAUCCAGAGAUUGAUGCACCAUGGUUUACAAGGGGCACGGUGGAGAGGUUUGUUCGUUUUGUGAGUACUCCAGAGGUCCUGGAGAGGGUGAAGACAACAGAGUCUGAGAUACUGCAGAUUGACGAUGCCAUUGCUGUCCAGGGCAAUGAUAAUCAUAGCUUGAGAUCUGUGGAAGACCAUAAUGGGAAAUCAGUGGACUGUUUGGAAGGUAGCAAGAUGAGUUAUGAUCCUGAUGCAGAUAAGACACUUGUUCCGUAUAAGCCUAGCACGCAGCCAACUCCACCAGUGCAGAAUCACAAUGCAACACAGGAGGAGAAUUCAAAAGUUCAACUGCUCAGAGUUCUGGAGACUCGAAAGACAGUCUUACGCAAAGAGCAGGCUAUGGCCUUUGCACGUGCUGUAGCAGCGGGGUUUGAUAUUGACAACUUGGUGUACUUGAUCACAUUUGCGGAGCAUUUUGGUGCUUCACGCUUGAUGAAGGCAUGCACACAAUUCAUUGAGUUGUGGAAGCAGAAGCAUGAAACUGGACAAUGGAUUGAAGUUGAACCUGAAGCAAUAUCUGCGCGCUCUGAAUUUCCUCCCUUUAAUGCUGCUGGCAUUAUGUUUAUGGGAGACAACAUGAAGCAAAUGGAAACAAUGUCUGUUUCCAAUGGAGAUGCAAACGGCGAAGAUGCUUCUAAAGCUGAUCAGAGGACAUCUCAGCACUCAGGAGCUCCCCAUGAGUACUUCCACGGUCCAUAUCAGUCAGCAUACCCACCAUGGGCAAUGCAUCCACCUUACUCUUACUAUCCUGGGAUGAACCCAUAUUACCCUCCUCCCUAUCCCCCAAUGGAUGAUCCCAGGUACCACCACUCAGAAACGAGAAUUUCAAGGAAACACUCCUCAGAUAGUAAGGACUCGGAAACUUUGUAUGACGAAAGUGACCAGAGCAGUUCAGAGAAGGAGACUUCUCAUGGUGGCAGGUCCUGUAAAAAGGGUAAAAAGGCGGGCAAGAAGAAGCCCAGUGUUUUUGUCAUACAGAAUGUAAAUGUAACAUCAAAAAAGCAUGUAUUAUCAGAGAGCGAGUCACAAACAGGCUCUGAUGUAGCAUCUGAGGACAGCGAUGAUUCAUACACUAAAUCCAGAACAAAAAAGAACAGGAGCUCAAGUUCAAAGAAAAGAGAGGCAAGCCAAAUCAUUCUUGAGUCUGCAGAUAAAUAUAACGCGGAUGAAAUGUCUUAUGUGCAAGAUGGAGACCAAGGGAAUUGGAAUGCCUUCCAAACUUUCCUACUAAGAUCUGAUGAGAAGAUGAGAGAUAAUGACGCUGAUCUAUUUGCCAGUGAAAAAGAACCACCCCCAGCAAGGAGGAAGGAGAGCAGAAGCAUUGACGAUCCUAUUAUUUUGGCAGAGCGAGAUUCUGCUGAUGCCAUUGAACGGAAUACAAUAGGUUUCAAUUCAGCGAAUGGAAGAAUUAGGCCCCGGCAGAUGCUGUCCGGUGAUGAACUUAUGAUGUCUGGGGAAGGUAGGAGCUUUGCGGAUGAUGACAUAAAGGAGAUCGAAGCUGGAACUGGGGGAUACAGGAGAGGAACAAAUGAUGAUUUCAUGGUUUAUGGACAGGAAAAGCCAAUGGACAGAGGGAUGUCUUUGGACCCUCUUGCAGAAGUACAGUACAAAAGCAACACACUGGUGGAAAAAAAUGCGCACAGUGUGGUGGAUGAGUCCUUUAUGAUACCUCUUAGGUCCACCUCAGAGGAUAAUCUUGGUCCGGAAAGUCGUACUGCGAUUGACAUAGAUGUUGAACUUCCUCCAACCAAUCAGAAAAAAUCAGAUGCUAAGGCUGGAGGUCAGCUUUUCUAUGAGCCAGAUGAGUUGAUGCCAGAGCGUAGAUAUGAAGAUGUUUCAUGUGGAUAUGAUCCGGCAAUGGAUUAUGAUGGUCAGAUGCAAAUUCAACCUGUCACCAUGGUUGAAGAUGCGCAUGUAGAGGAUGCAUCUUUGAGCAUUGAGGAUGAAGUAAAGAAGCCAGAGAAAGAUAAGAGGCUAAGAAGUUCACAGGAGAGUUUGGAUAAAAGAAGAAAAGAUGCUUCAGCGAGGAGACUGUCAUCAUCGAAAGGGCCACUGACUGAUGCACAGAAACGUGCACAAAACUUGCGAGCGUACAAAGCGGACCUUCAAAAGGCAAAGAAAGAGCAGGAAGAGGAACAGAUCAAACGGCUAGAAAGGCUUAAGCUAGAGAGAGAAAAGAGGAUUGCUGCAAGAAGUAGCACUUCUAAUACAAUAUCAGCGCCUCAGCAGGCUAAAGUGAAACCUUUUCAUAAGAUUUCCCCCAGUACCUACAAGAGUUCAAAGUUCAGCGACACAGAGCCGACAUCCUCUUCACCUCUACGAAAAAUUCCUGCCAAAACUACCACAGGGACUGAUUCCCGAAAAACAGCAAAAGCUAGCAAACUAUCUGAUAAUACAAAUGCAGUUAGUAACUCAACCUCAUCGUUGACUGAGAUGAAGAAAGAGAAAAGUGGGAGAACCAAAUCAUCCAGUGAGCGAUUGAAAAAACUUGCUGAACCUAAAGCCAAUGCUUCGACCGACCAUUUUUCGAGUUCCAAGUCAUCAAGCGCGGACCACUCACGGAGAAGAAGCAUGCCACAAGAUACCCAGACAAAGAAAAUUUCAGCUAUAAUGCAGCUCGACCAGAGCAAAUCGGUAACUCUACCAGCACUGAAAGUCAAAUCCCCACAAGCUCCAGCUCUUGUUAUGAAAAAUGCAAUAGCUGCAAAAGAAGCAAAAAUGGGUGCAAUUACAGCUAAAUCACCUCCUACUCCAGAAAUUGCUGGUGGAAAAAAAACCAACAGUAACAUCUCAAGGAUAAACGACAGCGAUGACAGUGUGGUGGUUGAGAAAACUGUUGUGAUGCUUGAAAAUGAGGUGGUUUUAACACCUCCGAUCAUUCUACAUUCUGGAAUAAUUGCAGAGAAGGAAACUUCUCGUGAUGACAGAAUGGAGAAGCCCAAUCUGGAGUUGGAGUAUACUGCCAUCAGGGCACCUUCUCCAGUUAUUCUUCCCGAGGCUGAGAAUCUCGCCAUCAAAGGACCUGAUGACCAGGUGAACUCAUAUGAGGCGGUGACCGAGUGUCGAAAGGAUGGGCUUGAGAGACCAACCUUGGCUACUGUAGAUAAGCCCUACCAGGCCCCUUUUGCUAGGGUGACAUCAUUGGAGAAUGCCUCGGCCAACAGUCCAGCUUACCCCCAACAGUUACCUGUGCAAGAAUCUGAAUCACUUGUGCAUGAAGAGACCAUUAAGGCUCCAGUACCUGAGCCGGUGUACACAGUUUCAGUUGAGGAGAGUCAUGAGGUAAAUGAAAAACCUCAAAACAAAGAACCAAAAGGCUUCAGGAAACUUUUGAAAUUUGGCAGGAAAAGCUACACUUCAGCCUUGACCGAGGGCGCAAUGCAUGCUGAUGCAUCAUCAAUGGAUGAAGCCACUGCAGGAGAUGGUUCAAUGCUGAAGAACCUCAUUUCACAAGAUGACCCUGGCGCUUCCUCUAAAGCUUCUCGGUCAUUCUCCCUACUGUCAUCGUUCCGCAGCAAGCACAAGGUCAUUGUACUGUGAGGAUCAGUCGUGAUGGUGGUAAUUGGAGGAAUAGUACAGUACAGUAAAGUACAUACUUUUGGUUUUGGUGAUGAGUUUGGAACAGCUUUUUUGUUCCUUUCUAGUACAUAAUAUAUACACUCCACUACACAGCGGUUUGUAAUCGGCCUAUGUGAAGCUUGUGUGUGAUGGAUGGUUGGUUUGCAUUGUAUUUGUACAUGCACUCUUGUUUUGUACCAAAACUAUUUGUGUGACUUUUAUGAUGGCAGAGCAAAACCUGUUUCGUUGUGUUAUGGAAUGGCUCAUUGGCUCACCAGAGUGAUCUGCAGAUUGAGGAGAGGAGGAGAAAUACAUAGAUUAUUAUGUUGACAUAAGCAAGUACUGUACACAUGUGUUUAAUUUUAUUGGUGGAAUCGAAUCCCUUAAUAUUUUUUGCUAUGA
This is a messenger RNA of Phragmites australis (common reed), 4677 nucleotides long. Its product is annotated as COP1-interacting protein 7-like. The record is from RefSeq and is a predicted model, not a curated record. Bases 484 to 4257 code for a protein of 1257 amino acids. NCBI's taxonomy places the organism in Eukaryota, Viridiplantae, Streptophyta, Magnoliopsida, Poales, Poaceae. The transcript has 13 exons.